Molecule: messenger RNA, 1561 nt
Organism: Schizosaccharomyces octosporus yFS286
Lineage: Eukaryota; Fungi; Ascomycota; Schizosaccharomycetes; Schizosaccharomycetales; Schizosaccharomycetaceae
Product: RNA export factor Rae1
Exons: 3
Coding region: 50-1105 (351 amino acids)
Biological process (GO): transcription-dependent tethering of RNA polymerase II gene DNA at nuclear periphery; RNA export from nucleus
Cellular component (GO): nuclear pore
Molecular function (GO): RNA binding; ubiquitin binding
Source: RefSeq, a predicted model, not a curated record
UGGUGAACCAGGUCGACGAAGAUACUCUGCCAACCGCCAAAAUCAUAAAAUGUCGCUUUUUGGUCAAGCUACUACACCAACUGUUUCUUCUGCAACAGGUGACCUUAAAUCAGAUGUUGAGGUUCCACAACCUCCAGAAGAUUCAAUUUCAGACUUGGCAUUCUCACCUCAGGCAGAUUAUUUGGCUGCUUCCUCUUGGGAUAGCAAGGUUCGUAUUUAUGAAGUUCAAUCGACUGGUCAAUCAGUAGGUAAAGCCUUAUAUGACCAUCAAGGUCCUGUUUUGAGUGUUCAUUGGUCGCGUGAUGGAACGAAACUUGCUUCUGGAAGUACCGAUAAAUCAGCAAAAGUCUUCGAUAUUCAAACAGGACAGAACCAACAGGUUGCUGCUCAUGACGAUACUAUCCGAUGCGUCCGUUUCGUUGAGAACAUCGGUAGUACCCCUAUUUUAGCUACAGGUUCCUGGGACAAAACUUUAAAGUACUGGGAUCUUCGUCAGCCAGCUCCUAUUGCUACCGUUAAUCUUCCUGAACGAGUUUAUACCAUGGAUUCUGUUCAUCCUUUGCUUGUUAUCGGUACUGCUGAGCGAAACGUUUGUGUCGUGAAUCUCUCUGAACCUACAAAGAUAUUUAAAGUAGCUAUGAGUCCUUUGAAAUUUCAAACUCGAAGUAUCGCAUGUUUUGCCAAAGCCGACGGUUAUGCAAUAGGUAGUGUUGAAGGAAGGUGUGCAAUUCAAAACCUGGAUGAAAAGAUUCAAAAAGAAAACUUUAGUUUUAGAUGCCACCGCACACAGGGAACGGGAACAUCCGAUGUUUACAGUGUGAAUUCUAUAGCCUUCCAUCCCCAAUACGGAACAUUUUCUACAGCUGGAUCAGACGGUACCUUUAGCUAUUGGGACAAGGACAGUCAUCAACGUUUAAAGAGUUAUCCCAACGUCGGAGGUCCGAUUGCUUGUACGGCCUUUAAUCGUACUGGUGAUAUAUUUGCUUAUGCUGUUAGCUACGAUUGGAGCAAGGGCCAUUCAUUCCAUACCCCUCAACAUCCUAACAAAAUCAUGUUACAUCCUGUUCCUCCUGAAGAAAUGAAACCACGUCCUAAAAGAAGGUAAUUAAUGGUUCCUAUUUUAUGCAUCAUGCAAAUCAAAAUUAUAAUUCAAAUUUCGGCUUUACUUUUGACUGAUCUGUUAGGUAUACAGUAAGUCAUCGCGAAACCACUUAAGGUUAUAAAGAAGAACAAAAAAGAUCACAUCAUUAUUUGUAUAACUAAAUCUUGAUGGCUGCUGCGGGUCAACCUCAAAGCAGUAUAAAGACAAGUUUCAUGUUUAGUAAUUUGACCUUGGAAACUGCGCAGUCUAUAUACACAAUUUUGGCGAUGUGAUGUGAUCCUUGAUGGUUUACAAAUACAUAUUCACGUUCAUUACAUUUGAAGACGCAUAACUUAGAAAGGGGCGACUACUUGAUUUAUUUUACGACGAGAAUAUAUUAUAGAAUAGAUUGCAAUAAGUGAGUCAUAAUUAAAUGGUUAUUAGCAGGAGUAAUAAAUUUUAAACCACUUAUUAUGGUUU